GUCCCAAAACCGUAAACUUAAAAAUACUGAUAAAAUUAAAUGUUUUAAUUCAUAUAACUAACAACUAGCUAAAUGCUAAUUUACAUGGCUCCACGAAGUGUUAAUAAUAUUCUAAUUCGUACGAAAUAAAAUAUAAAACCUACGCUAAGCAGUUUCUAAGUCCGCGUAAUUGCAAUGUACCUAAAUUUUUUAAUGCUGAAGGUGUAAUUAACGUAUAUUAAAACCAGAAAGCAACAAAAACUUCACAAUGAACUUCGGCGGUACACUGAGGAUAAACAAAUUCGCCUGCUUUACGUUAGGUUUUAUAAUGUUUCUCAUAAUAUAUUGGCGAUCGGGGGGCUCAUCAUUUCCAUCCGACAAAUCGGAUCUUGUUAACAUAAAGUCGUUACUCAAAGCUGCAAUAUACGUAGCGGAGCAGGGGGGUCACAAAGUAGUGGGAAACACUGAAAAUCUCAACGUACAGAGUAAAGGAAAAACGGAGGAAGGCGCGAACAACCCCGUCACUGAUGCAGACUACGCGUCCCACUGUGUCAUGUAUUAUAGCCUUAAGAAUACAUUUCCCAAAAUAAAUAUUAUAUCUGAAGAGCACACUACUGAUAGUACUUGCACCCAGCAAAAGCCUAUUGAUGUGGAUGCCCUUCAGACUGAUGAUGGAACUAUUGACUAUCUCAAUGAUGAGCAUGUGUAUGCAAAAGAUGUGACAAUAUGGAUAGAUCCUUUGGAUGCCACUCAAGAGUAUACUGAAAAAUUAUACAAGUAUGUGACAACCAUGGUGUGUGUUGCCAUCAACAGUGUUCCUAUUGUAGGAGUGAUACAUUACCCUUUCACCCCACGCACUUACUGGGGCUGGGCCACCAAAGCCACGUCUAACAACAUUCCGAAGGCUGUACAACAUAGAGUAGACAACAAAGAUCAUCCCAGAGUUGUUAUAUCCCGAUCCCACGCUGGCAAAGUGUCAGAUAUUGCAAAAGAAGCCUUUGGUCCAAAGACCAAUGUGUCUCAAGCAGCCGGAGCUGGGUACAAAGUUAUGAGUGUCAUCAAUGGAGAAUUUGACGUAUACUUCCACUCUACGGCCAUCAAGAAAUGGGACUUGUGUGCCGGGAAUGCAAUCAUCAAUGCCGUAGAUGGCAAAAUGACGACUGCAAAAGGGGAAAGUAUAAAUUACUCUCCGGGUACUAAUGUAAAAGUGUCAGAUGGACUCUUGGUAGCGAGGUACGACCAUGACUAUUACUUGAGUAAGAUGCCAAAGAUGUUGUCAUCUGUGCCAAAAUAAUAAUAAUUGACUUGUGGUUUCUUUGUAAAAGUCAUAAUUCUUGCCAUGUGAUGAAAUCCAGUGUCUAAAUUUAGAUCCACAGGUAACGGUCCUGUUGCAGCUAUCACCCUGAAAAUUUUGAGACAUUAUUUACUGGAUUGCAUUUCGGUGUUGGUGCUUUUUAUUGGAGGGUCACAUCCUAACAACAUUUAACUUUGAAAAUAAGGUUUGUCUUCAUUAUUUUUUUUAGAGUUUAAGUAUGAUUUCAUAUUUCUUUAAGAGGAGUAGAACUAGUGUUAAGAUAGCAAAGUCAAUUAAUUCUCUAAGUAGGCAUUCUAUUACUUGAUUAAGUUUCAGCAGCAGUGGUCCAUACUCUCUUUAAAAGUUCUAAAAACUCUAGCAACCAUUAAGCAAUUAGUUGAACUGCUCAUAUUUUAUUCUUCUAAAUUGGAAGUAAUAAGCAAUAAAUGAACUGUUAAAAGUAUAUUAUGUUUAAUUACAUUUCAUAUUAAUUGAUGAUCUCAAUGACAAGGAAUUUUGAUAUGGGAUGUAAUAAAUUGAGUAGCAGGCAUAGUAAAUAUAAUAUGAUACAUGAUUUUGAUUAGUUUUACCACAAAUUAUUAUUAUUUAUUAGGGAGGGUCUCCCU
Messenger RNA from Aricia agestis (brown argus), 1899 nucleotides. RefSeq names its product putative inositol monophosphatase 3. Lineage: Eukaryota; Metazoa; Arthropoda; Insecta; Lepidoptera; Lycaenidae. The transcript has 4 exons. Gene Ontology annotation, cellular component: endomembrane system. Bases 248 to 1273 code for a protein of 341 amino acids. The record is from RefSeq and is a predicted model, not a curated record. Gene Ontology annotation, molecular function: 3'-nucleotidase activity.